Messenger RNA from Hibiscus syriacus, 870 nucleotides. Its product is annotated as protein LIFEGUARD 2-like. Gene Ontology annotation, cellular component: membrane. The transcript has 4 exons. The coding region runs from base 70 to 801 and encodes 243 amino acids. The record is from RefSeq and is a predicted model, not a curated record. Lineage: Eukaryota; Viridiplantae; Streptophyta; Magnoliopsida; Malvales; Malvaceae.
CACUAGUACGAAUUCACCCGCCAUUUCCCCAUUUAUACUUCACUCAGCUUCUUCAAUCUCUAUUCAACGAUGAUGUGGAAUCAACCGUACGGGAAAAACGACAUGGAGGCCGGAGGAAGGCCUCUGUAUCCGGCGAUGUUAGAGCCGCCGGAGAUGAGGUGGGCUUUCAUCCGCAAGAUUUACUCCAUCAUUUCCAUUCAGUUGUUGGCUACGAUCGCGGUGGCUGCCACGGUGGUUACUGUGCGUCCGAUAUCUCAUUUCUUCGUCGGGACUGGGGCUGGCUUGGCUCUUUACAUUGUCCUCAUCAUCACGCCUUUCAUUACUUUGUGUCCAUUGUAUCACUAUUACCAGAGGCAUCCGGUUAAUUAUCUUUUGCUUGGAGUUUUCACGCUUUCUUUAGCUUUCGCGGUUGGAUUGACGUGCGCUUUUACCAACGGAAAGGUUAUUUUGGAGUCGGUGAUCCUGACGACAGUGGUGGUCGUGGCUCUAACAUUUUACACCUUCUGGGCUGCAAGGAGAGGCCAUGAUUUCAACUUCCUUGGCCCUUUCUUGUUCGGCGCCGUCCUCGUUCUUAUGGUUUUUGCUUUGAUCCAGAUUCUCUUCCCACUGGGUAGAAUCUCCGUGAUGAUAUACGGUUGCUUGGCUUCGAUCAUCUUCUGUGGUUAUAUCGUAUACGACACCGAUAACUUGAUCAAGCGAUAUUCGUAUGACGAGUACAUCUGGGCUGCUGUGUCUCUGUAUUUGGACAUCAUUAAUCUCUUCCUCUCAUUGCUUACUGUUUUCAGGGCUGCAGAUAGUUGAGUUUCAUUUUUGUUGUUCUUUCGAGGUUCAUAAGAUAUUCGUAAUGAUCACCCGAGUGUUUGCUGUUGA